AUGGCGGAUAUUCAAGAACCACCAGAGCUCGUCCAGGCCGGCCAGCUGUGUGACCGCUGCCAGAUGCUCGACUUCGAGGCCAUGUUCGCGGACGAGGUCAACGAAGAACCCAUGGGCGCCCUCUCCUUGUACAUAGACACCAGCUGCCCCUUCUGCGGCCUGGUCUCGCAGGCCAUCGGCCGAGCCUGGGGCCCCGGGUGGGAUGCCGCGCGGCUCGGCCGGUCCGCAGCCAACAAGCAGCCCCAACUCUUCAUGAUGAGCCGGAGCCCCCUAUCCGUCAAGGAGGCCGGCCGCACCGAGCACCCCCAUCCGCGCCUGCUGCUGGCCAUCAGCCAAGAGCCGCCCGGUCGGCACCGCAACAGGGCGACGCUCAGGGAGAUCGACCAGAUCAAGAACCGCUUCCUCAUCGCCGAGUUCGAGGCCCUGCCGCAUAGGGACGAGGAGGCGCACUUCCUGCCGCGGCGCGAGAUUGGCAGCCGCAUUAAACCCCGGCAGCUAAGGGGCUGGCUCGAUGCGUGCCAGCAGCAUAAGCACUCCAGGGAGGCCGCUAGCCGGCGCGACGACCAUGACUUGUUCGCGGCCGGACCAGGUUUCCGUCUCGUCGACGUCGCGGACGAGUGCCUGGUGCAGCGGACGGAGCGGUGCGACUACGUCGCCUUGUCCUACGUCUGGGGUCCGCUCCCCACGACUCUCAGACCAGGAAACGCCACCGGCCAGACGCCUAUCCUGCUUUCCACCCAACAGAUGAUCGAGGAACUCGGAAUCAAGGGAAUCCGAGACACGAUGGAGCUGACCCGGCAGAUCGGGAUGCGAUACCUGUGGGUCGACACAUUGUGCAUAGUCCAGGACGACAGGGUGGACCAGGCGCGUCUGGUCGGCAGGAUGGACCAUGUCUACAACUCGGCGACGGUGACCGUCAUCGCCGCAUGCGGAACCGACGCGGAUGCCGGGCUGAGCGGGAUACGCGCGCGUCGGGGGCACCCAAUCCGAUCACACAAGAUCGUCGACUCGGACGGAACGACGUUGAACCUCUCCCUCUGCUUGCCCUCUCUGUGCGAUGAGGUGAGGAGAGCGACGUGGAACAUGCGCGGCUGGACAUUCCAGGAGCAGUGUCUCUCGCGCCGCUGCCUGUACUUCACGCCCGACGAGGUCUUCUUCAACUGCAGCAUCGAGAUUCAGGACUACCAGAGGGCAGUGCAGGAAUUUGGCAGGAAGAAUCUCACGUUUGCAUCCGACGUGCUCAACGCCUUUGAGGGCAUCUUCAGCCGCUUCAGCAAGUCCGUAGAUAGGGGCCAUAGGGCGGACCUGGACAUCCGCCAGACGCAGGGCUUACCAAGCCAUCUACUCUUCCAGGCGAUCCUCUGGUUUCCCUCGGACAGCGCUCGCAAGCGCACAUGCCUGCCCAGCCAACCUGGGGGUGUUGCCGAGUCAUUCUCGACUUGGUCCUGGGCCUCCUGGACUGGCCCGAUCGAGUUCGUCUUCGCUGACAGCGCAUGGCUCUCGCGGAAUAUCUCGCAAGCCCCCAUCAAGGGUGUACCCCUCCAUGUGCCCAUCACCCGGUGGCAUUUUGGGGUCUCGACAGGGCCUGUCUGGUCUCGCGAGGUCUGGGCCGCGUGUGACGAGCGCCCUCCUAUCGCCAGAGGCAUCUCCACGGAGGAGCUCUUCCGAACCAAGGGCGAGCUUGGCCGCGUUGGAAUCGACGUUGACCUGCUGGUGGAAAACGCGACGGCCGAGCCUGGCAGGCCGCUAGCCUGCGGAGAGCUUGGCUUUUUCGGACCAUGCGUUCAGAUUUGA
This is a messenger RNA of Hirsutella rhossiliensis, 1794 nucleotides long. RefSeq names its product heterokaryon incompatibility protein (HET) domain-containing protein. NCBI's taxonomy places the organism in Eukaryota, Fungi, Ascomycota, Sordariomycetes, Hypocreales, Ophiocordycipitaceae. The transcript has 6 exons. The record is from RefSeq and is a predicted model, not a curated record. Bases 1 to 1794 code for a protein of 597 amino acids.